Messenger RNA from Trichechus manatus latirostris (Florida manatee), 2030 nucleotides. RefSeq names its product F-box protein 9 (gene FBXO9). Gene Ontology annotation, cellular component: cytoplasm; SCF ubiquitin ligase complex. The record is from RefSeq and is a predicted model, not a curated record. The transcript is spliced from 13 exons. The coding region runs from base 259 to 1563 and encodes 434 amino acids. Lineage: Eukaryota; Metazoa; Chordata; Mammalia; Sirenia; Trichechidae. Gene Ontology annotation, molecular function: protein binding. Gene Ontology annotation, biological process: SCF-dependent proteasomal ubiquitin-dependent protein catabolic process.
CUUCUCUCGCUCCCCGAGUCCUCCGGCCGCCGCCUGCGCGCCUCAGUCUGGCCCCCUGCCCAGCGAAAAUGGCUGCCGUACGCCGGGCCCGCAAUUACUGCCGCUGCCUGGUGCGCUUCUCCGACCGAGAACUCUGCUAAGCCCCUCUGCAGCAAACAGGCAGGAGUAGACACCCGGACACCCAAUACCCCUCACCAGAGGGGGCGGUGUAGAGGGGGCGCGGAGAGCCCCUCGACCGCGGGCGACCGCCCCGCCAGCAUGGCAGAAGCUGAGGAAGACUGUCACUCUGAGUCUGUCAGAGCAGAAGAUGAUGAAAAGGAAAGCCCAGCUGAAACAGAUCUGCAGGCGCAACUCCAGAUGUUCCGAGCUCAGUGGAUGUUUGAGCUUGCCCCCGGCGUAGGCUCUAGCAGUUUAGAAACUCGACCUUGCAGAGGCUCAGCAAGAGGCUCUUUACUGAAAGCAGAUACCAAAGGAAAGCAAGAACUGGCAAAAGAGGAAAAGGCUCGAGAACUCUUCCUAAAAGCAGUAGAAGAAGAACAAAAUGGAGCUCUCUAUGAAGCCAUCAAGUUUUAUCGUAGGGCUAUGCAACUUGUACCUGAUAUAGAAUUCAAGAUUACUUAUACCCGGUCUCCAGAUGGUGAUGGCGUUGGAAACAGCUACAUUGAAGAUAAUGAUGAUAGCAAGAUGGCAGAUCUUUUGUCCUACUUCCAGCAGCAACUCACAUUUCAGGAGUCUGUGCUCAAACUAUGUCAGCCUGAACUUGAGAGCGGUCAGACUCACAUAUCAGUGCUGCCGAUGGAGGUCCUCAUGUAUAUCUUCCGAUGGGUGGUGUCUAGUGACUUAGACCUCAGAUCAUUAGAGCAGUUGUCACUGGUGUGCAGAGGAUUCUAUAUCUGUGCCAGAGACCCUGAAAUAUGGCGUUUGGCCUGCUUGAAAGUUUGGGGCAGAGGCUGUAUUAAACUCGUUCCGUACACAUCCUGGAGAGAGAUGUUUUUAGAAAGGCCUCGUGUUCGAUUCGAUGGUGUGUAUAUCAGCAAAACGACAUACAUUCGCCAAGGAGAACAGUCUCUUGAUGGUUUCUAUAGAGCCUGGCACCAAGUGGAAUAUUACAGGUAUAUAAGAUUCUUUCCUGAUGGCCAUGUGAUGAUGUUAACAACCCCUGAGGAGCCCCAGUCUAUUGUUCCUCGUUUAAGAACUAAGAAUACCAGAACUGAUGCAAUUCUGCUGGGCCAUUAUCGCUUGUCACAAGAUACAGACAAUCAGACCAAAGUAUUUGCUGUGAUAACUAAGAAAAAAGAAGAAAAACCACUUGACUACAAAUACAGGUAUUUUCGUCGUGUCCCUGUACAAGAAGCAGAUCAGAGUUUUCAUGUGGGCCUGCAGCUGUGUUCCAGCAGCCACCAGAGGUUCAACAAACUUAUCUGGAUGCAUCAUUCUUGUCACAUUACCUACAAAUCAACGGGUGAGACUGCAGUCACUGCUUUUGAGAUUGACAAGAUGUACACCCCCUUGUUCUUCGCCAGAGUGAGGAGCUAUACCGCGUUCUCAGAAAGGCCUCUGUAGAGCUUCGCUUCCAGUCCUCUGUUACUGUUGCAUGAAUAAAAGUACAUAGAGCAAAAGCACCUAAGUUAUAAAUGUACAGAUAUAUGUAUAUAUAUGGAGUUGGAACUUAUUUUAAAUUGUUGGGGUUCUUUUAAGAAGAGUCUAAAUUGAUUAUUUUUUUUAUUUAAAGGGAUAGUUAAUUCUUGGGGUGUUUUGUUUUAAAAUUAAGAUUAUAAGUUGUUUAAGUACAUUUAUGUUGGGAAAACCUUAAUAUGAGGUGUAAAUCAUGCCCUUUUUCAAGCAGAUUUAUGAGCAGACUUCUAUCGAGUAAGUCUUCUACCUGACUGUCCUAAUAUUUAAACACAUCAGGGAAAAGCUCCACUGGAUAAACAUUUAUCUCACGCAUGACACUGCACUCAAGGCUCAAAAUGUGAAAACCUGCUCUGCAUUGGUUUGAAACUGUUUGACCAAUAAAAAUCAUAAAUAAA